UUACAGCUUUACUACGGUGAUGGAGUGGCGAGCGCAGUCUGCAGGAGGUUACGAGGCUGCUUACUCAGAAACACAAAGAUGGAUUGAGGCAGUUACUAAGAAGAAGUUUGGGAGCAGUAAUUUCCGGAGUUCUCUGGAGAAUGGACUUCUGUUGUGUGAACUGAUCAACAAGAUCAAGCCUGGCAUUAUCAAGAAAUUAAACAGAUUAUCCACACCUAUUGCUGGCUUGGACAACAUCAACCUCUUCCUAAAAGCCUGUUCAGAGCUUGGACUAAUAGAAGCCCAACUUUUCCACCCAGGAGACCUGCAAGACUUCUCCACACGUGUGACUGUCAAACGCCAGGAGAGCAGCAGGAGGCUCAAAAAUGUUCUGAUCACCAUAUAUUGGCUGGGCAGAAAGGCACAUGCUGAUCCUUUUUACAAUGGACCUUACUUAAAACUAAAGGCUUUUGAGGAAUUACUUGGCACAGCACUAUAUAAGACACUAGAGGAUUGCACAUCACUGCGGGGCAGUGCACGAAACGGCACUUGUAGAGAUAGCUGUUACUCAGAGAAAGAAGAGCUCUUCCCGCUAAGGGCCGGACACAGGAGAGAAGACUCUCUAGAUAGCCUCGAUUCGCUGGGCUCCAGAACUUACAGCACAUCCUCAGACGCUACACUCAAAGGAAGCAGCGAGGGUUGUGGUAGUGACCCCGAAGCAGAUCUGAGCUUCAUGAUGUCAGAACAUAAGGAAUACCGCCGUUCGUUGGUCUUAACACCUAAGACCACCACUCCGUUCAAUCAGUUCCUGCCAUCAAAGGAUAAGCAGUCGGGCUAUGUUCCAGCACCAUUACGCAAGAAACGUGCAGAGCGAAAUGAAGACAACAGAAGAAGCUGGGCUAGCCCUAUGUUCACAGAAGAUGAUGGCACUUUUACUAGUCAUGAGAGGGCUGGUUCAGACCCUUCAUCUAUCACAGAGUUGAAAUCGCAGACAACUGCCCACCAGUCUUUGGCCUAUGAGUAUGAGAGCAGUGAUUCAGAUACAGAUCGACCGGAUCCCGACAUGGUUCUAGAUGACUUCGCUAGCCGUAGAUUUCACAGCCCGUCCCCUGUCAUUCCGACCAACUUUGCCUUACCCAUGAGCCCGCUGGAGGGAGCUGCUGUCUUGUGUACCACCAGGCCACAGGUGGCUGUCAGUAAUGUGCCCCGGCAUUCAUUGACCCAUCUCAGCGGUCAGUCACAGCCUCUUCAGAGGACUUACAGGAGGCCUGUAUCAGCUGACGCCUGCAUUUACGAUGACUCUGAAGAAGAGGAUGAUGAGUUUGGCUAUGCUGACCCUGUUCAAGAUGACCUUUAUGCCCGUAAAGUAGGCCUGAUGCCACAAACAUCUGCCACAGUGCCUUUUGAUAAAUUUCUUCCUAAGUUCUGGACGGCUGAGGAGGAUGCACACGUGAAGAAGAUCAAACUGGGCUCCCAGCGCCGCCCUUGGUACAGGAAGAUCCAAGGUUUCAGUCACAAGAAGUCAGGUUCGUCCUCUGAAGAAUCAGAUGGUGACGCCAAUCCCUGGCUCUCUCUACCUGCUUUCUCUCGCACUCAAUCUGAACCCCCUCCCUCUCACUUCCAUGCACCUGAAGGCCUCGCUCAGUCCAGCCUCACUUCCACACCCAGUUCUCAGACACAGCACCUCACUAUUGCUCAGCAGAGUGCUGGGCUCUCUAAGUCAAAGCCCCCUGAUUUUUGGCCCAGACCAGAUCCCACCUCUGGCCCCAGACUCAUAAAAUGCGAAAAGCACCCACUCCUUGGGCGUGAACACCCUAACGACCCAUACAACGUUUCUGCCGACAUCCUGCCUGAUUUGGAAAAUGACGAUAUGUUUACACGUCGUACAAAAACCUUCCACUCGAGUGAUGAUCUGGCCAAGUUGAAGUACGGUAACUUCCUGGUGCCUCGCCACAGAUCGGAGGCUGAAGUCACGGUGGUAAUUCAGCCCCGCCAUGAGAGUGAACCCAUUUAUCCUGACAUUGAAAAAGACGACGUGGUUUUUCGAAGGGCUCAACAUCGAAUGAGUCAUUACCCUCUGUCUGGGGCCCCUGAUAACUAUCACCCUGUUCCUAUUCCAGAGACAUGGGCUUUGCCACCAAAACUGCAGGCCAAGCUAAUGUUUGGCCCAGUUGAACCCAGACAGAACGCACCAAAGUCAGAGAUUAAACACGGAGCAGAGCAGCACGUGAAAACAGAUGAUAUGCUACUUAGGAAGCUAAAAGCUUUAAAUACCCAAGGGGUAGAGGAAAAGGGAUCUCCCCAUGUUUCUUUGUCUUGCAAUGAAGAAGAUAUGCAGAAAUGGCAAGCCAUCAGAGAGGCCAGCCGUGUGCGAUACAGGAAGAGGCUGAUGGUUGAGAGACUGUUCCAGAAAUGCUCUGAUAGUAAAGGGAGCAAAUCAGUGAGUGACAUCACCGAUAGUAAGACGAACCUCGGCACCUCGGCAGUGGAGUUGCGCUUCGAAGAACUGCAGAAGAUGCGUAAUCGGAUUAAGGAGAAUGAAGAUAAGUGGCAAGAUGAUCUUUCAAGGUGGAAGAAUAAGCGCAGGAGUGUGAAUUCUGAAAUUGUGAAGAAGAAAGAAGAGAGAGAACAGAUCGAGCAGAUCACUUCAAGCGACACCAGGAAAUCAAAGACCUUGAAGGAAAUGCAUGAUGAGAGAGAGAGCCGUGAGCAAAGCAACUACAGGGACGUCUUUAACUCUGUCAAUGAUGAUGUCUUUGAAGAACCUGCACCCCAAACCAGAACUCUGCCAGCACGUAGCUACACCAUUGACACCCCUUAUGCCCCCACGGAAAAACCUUCACUACCCUCCAUACCAUCUAUGAGAGAAAAGGAACCUGUGGCUGGCACCCUGGCAUCACAUCAGCCAGAUUUGCCUGAUCGCUCUAGCCCAGAUAUCCCACUUACAAUGAAUAACAGCAUUCUGGAGAGCAAAACAACAACCCAGAACCUUCUGGAUGAUCCAGUUCCUGAUUUCUCCUACAGCAACACCAGCCUGAUUAAGCCCACCAGCAUGAUCAAGCCCAUCAGCGUCAGUAAACCCAGCAGCGUUCUCAACAGCUCAGACUCGAUUAGCAAAACUAAGCCAAUUGAAAACUACAGCAGCACUAGCUCAUUGUAUAAGCCCAAUUCAAUGGAUACAAAGCAGUCGGGCCUGGAUCAAGUUUCUGCCUCCCUCCCCAGGAGCUACCAGAGAUCAGAUAGCGCAAGACUCACCUCUGUAGUUACGCCCAGGCCAUUCGGCACACAGGCCACCCGAAUAAGCUCUCUUCCCAGAGCAUUCACGAUGAAUGACUCACUUAAGCGCACCAAUGGAGAGACAGACAGCCUCAAGAAACCUACAGUUUUCAACCGCUAUGCUCAGUAUGUGAAAGAAGAUGAGGAUAUGUCGCAGGAAAGCCCUAAGCAGAGCAGUGACGAAGAGGAGAGAUCAGAGGAGAGAACCCCGUCUCCUGUCCCUCCGAUCAACAAGGUGUUGCCCCUGUCUAAAUCUUCAUCCCCGCUCAUCUCUCCUAUUGAGGUGGACUACAGUGAGAUGAGGAUCAGCCUAAACCAGAAACCCAACAGUAGCCGGGACUUUGGCUUCCAGAACGACUGGGACUCCACUGGGGUCCGUGUCAAAUCUGUAGUUCCAGGCAGCACAGCGGAGCUCGGUCAGGUUAAGGUUGGAGAUGAGAUCCUUGCGGUGAACGGGCACCGGGUGGCAGACAUGAGCUAUAAUGAGUGGAAGAGCAGUAUGGAGGAGGCCUUGCAGCAGGGAAGUCUGCUUAUGGACAUCCGCAGACAUGGCAAGAAUAACUGGGGCAGAGACCUACCUUCCCUUCCAUUUAAAAGCCAUAAGACCAUCAAUCUGACCAGUCUGGAUCCUCUAGGUCCCUCUGAGUCAUACCUCAGCACCAACCUGGAUUUCACAUCCCAACAAACCAAGGACAACGUUGUGAAAACCAUGAAUGUCAGCUCACAGCCAGGCAAUAAUAAUGGUUCAAAUGGAAUAAAUGGUGGUUUCUAUGAGGAUUCAGAGAAUAUGAAUAAUAAAGAAUCUGAAUCCAUUUCUGUGAAAAACUUAAAAAGGAGAUCAGAGUUUUUUGAACAAGCAGGAGCCCCUCAUAACCUCUGUGCUCUUCCCUCAGGCUCUGCAGGGCUCACAGUCAGUUCUCUGGUCUACCUCUGUGGUGGAUCUGAUACAGCAAUAUCGAAUCUUCCCAUGCCCUCUAUCUCUACAUCCACUACACGCUGGUCCUGGGACCCAGAAGAAGAGCGCAGACGCCAGGAGAAGUGGCAGAAAGAGCAGGAGCUUUUGCUGCAGGAGAAGUACAGAAAAGACCAAGAAAAACUUGAUGAAGAGUGGAAAAAGGCACAGCAAGAUCUUGUCAAAGAGGGUCCCAAAGAUUAUGAGGAGGAGAUGGAGCUGAACAGACACAACCUCUACUCCCCUCUUCCCUCCAUCAGACAACCUACUGUUUCAUGGGAAGCGCAAGAGGCCUCCAGAUUGGCCCAGAAAGAGGAGGAAAGAAAGAAAAUAGAGGAGGAAAGGCUCCGUUUAGAGGAAGAGAGGAGAAAAAGUGAGGAAGAGAGGAGAAAAAGAGAGGAAGAGAGGCUGCGGUUAGAGGAAGAGAGUAGAAAACGAGAGGAACAACAGCGUCUUGAGGAAAAGAAGAGAGAAGAAGAGAGGAGGAGAAGAGAAGAGGAGAGGCAGCGUUUAGAGGAAGAGAGGAGGACGAAAGAACAAGAGCGCCUUGAGGAACAGAGGAAGAAGAGAGAAGAAGAGCGCCUCCUUCAGGAAAAAGAGAGGAACAGAAGAGAGGAGGAAUGGAGGCAACAGGAAGAGCAGAAGAGUUUUCAGGAUCAAGAUAAGGUGGACUCCUUUGGCUAUACCAAUGUUUACCCUGAGUUAUCCUACUCGCACAGGUCCAUUUCCAAAUCUACUCCAGAACUUGAUGAGGUCGCAAAACCAGAUAUUAAAGGUGUGUACAGCAGACACAGGGGGUUGGCAGGAUGGCUGCUGGAGGAGGAAUUGAGGCGGAAGAAAAACCCUCAGAUCCAGAGAAAGGAGGCAGCGAGUGAGCUAGAGCUUGAGAGGAGGAGCAUCCUCAAUGCCAUGAAAUACAGAGACCCAGAGAGAGCAAGCGGUGGUCUGGGUGAGGUCAGCAGGGACUAUAAGAAAGAGCCUCUAUCUCGGGCUGAAUUGGAAAGGCAGCAGAUCCUUCAGGAAAUGAAGAAAAAAACUUCCUUGAACACAGACAACAGCUGGAUUCGCCAGCAGAGCUCUGCCAGUGUCACUGCAAAAGAACCAGUCGAUCUUCCCAUUAGGAGGGGCGAGUCUCUUGACAACCUUGAUAUGCCUCGUUCCUCCUGGAGAUCAUCAUGGAGCACAUCUAACAGCACCUCGUCCAUACCAGACUACAGCCGUCCUCAUUCUGCCCUCUCUGGCUCCUCGUCGUACCAUAGUGGACGUCCCGGGUCUGCCAAUCUAGAGGCUUCUCAGUCCAUGAGUUCCCUUAAGCAAUCCUGGUCUUCAUCCACAACCACACCAGAGCCAGAGCCUCGAGCUACACCACGAAAUAGGUCAGUGAGUGGCAGGAAAAUCUGUUCGGUCUGUAGUACACCACUGGGCAAAGGAGCAGCCAUGAUCAUCGAGUCCCUGGGGCUCUGUUUUCAUUUGAAUUGUUUCAAGUGCUCUGUCUGCAAGUCUGAUUUGGGAGGCUCAGAAGCAGGUGCAGAAGUCAGAAUACGAAACCAACAGCUCUAUUGUAACUCCUGCUAUGUGCGACUCAAAACUGGGCAGCCUACAGCCAUGUGAUCUUGCUGUACUGCAGCAGAUUGAGGAAGAACCAAUCACAGACAAGGAACUGUAAACGCUAAAGAGUGUGUUGGAGAUGUGAUAACCAUUGAGUGAUUCAGCCAGCCUUGAUAAUUCAAUGAACUUCUAUUCUUCCUUUUUUACUUAUGAGAGGGUGAGAUUCCUAAGGUUAUGUUUAUUUGAAAGUAUUAGUAAUUGUUUGUACAAAAGGGACAUGCAUGUACCUGAAUAUGAACUAUGCAUUUGAAAAGAUGAAUCAUACACUGUCUUUUUCAUCAUCACUGAUCGAAAGAUUCUUAUGAUUUCUGGCUGGUUAACAAAUAUUUGUAAGGUCCUAAAAGUGUUUAUAUUAAUUAAUAGCAAUAUGCUAUUUUAUUGUUUUUCCUUGUCUUGGUUUAUCCUGCAGUAUGUGUUAUAUAAGGGUUUGCUGACUAAAAUAUCCUGUUAAUAUUCCACUUCAUCUGUGUGCCUUUUUGUUAUUUGAUGGGGAAAGAUAAUUAAGUAUAAAUGUAUUAAGAAUUUAUUUAAAAUGGCAUGGUUAGUAAGCAGCACUCAUUAGUUAUAUACUGGUAGCAUCUAUUUUAUGUAUCUGAGCAAUUUCUCUGCUGGGGGAAAAAAAUAAUCUAGAACAAAAGCAGUGUACUCACUAAUAAUUGUAAAUAAAAUUUACCAAACUAUGUCA
This is a messenger RNA of Pimephales promelas (fathead minnow), 6500 nucleotides long. The record is from RefSeq and is a predicted model, not a curated record. NCBI's taxonomy places the organism in Eukaryota, Metazoa, Chordata, Actinopteri, Cypriniformes, Leuciscidae.